This is a messenger RNA of Spinacia oleracea (spinach), 2022 nucleotides long. Its product is annotated as RNA polymerase sigma factor sigF, chloroplastic. Gene Ontology annotation, molecular function: DNA-binding transcription factor activity. The transcript has 9 exons. The record is from RefSeq and is a predicted model, not a curated record. Gene Ontology annotation, biological process: regulation of DNA-templated transcription; DNA-templated transcription initiation. NCBI's taxonomy places the organism in Eukaryota, Viridiplantae, Streptophyta, Magnoliopsida, Caryophyllales, Amaranthaceae. Bases 136 to 1809 code for a protein of 557 amino acids.
AGAGAAAUGGCACGGAAAUAAUGAAACCUCAUCCAAUUUCAGAAUCGGGUUUUGAGGCUGAGGCCGGUCUGAGUAGGAGAGUAAUGAAGUGAAGUGCUCAAUUUCUUUCAUAAUUUUCUCUCUCCUAAAACAUUCAUGGAAGCCGCCAUUAACUUGCUCUCUUCAUCUUCCUCAUUUCCACCCAGAACCCAAUUCAGAAACAAUGCAUCUUCUUCCUCUUCUCCUUCAGUAUCCAUGGUUAAUGAACAAACGUCUUUUGUUCCCUCCACGUCCACUACCUCUUUGCUAAGACAAUUUCCUGCUUCUGUUCUUUCACACGAGCAACGGGAUGAGUGCAAGCAAUCCUCGUCGGUUCUUAGAGAAGAUAAAACAUGUCAAUUACUAUCCACCUUGGAGAGAAAGAAGCUUGAACAUGUUGCAUAUGCCCCACUGCAGAUAGGAACUGUUUCUCAACACCAGGAGGAAUUUGAACAUGAGCUUUGUGGUUGGUCUGGCCCAUCUUUCUUGUUAACAACCCUUGUAAAUGAGAAACAUCCAUGCUCAGUAGCUGUGAGCGAGCAUAUGGAUCUGAAAUCAUGUGACGUGAUUUCCCUUGCCGAGGAAGCACUAUUAGCCUCGAAAUUAGCACUGUCAUUAGCUGAGAGCUCUGCUGAAGUUGAUGCUGAUACAGAUGGACCCCUCUCUUCAAGGCCGAGCGAUACUCCAACAGUCACACCGAGAACAGUGAGGUCUUCUCGGCUUUUAGAAAGGAAAAAUAAGAAAAGGAGGUCUUCAAGGCCUAGAGUAAUUCAUGAGAUGGGUGUUGCUGAAAAAAAGGCCGAUCCAAGAAGGUCAGGUGAAGGAUAUGAUCCGAAUGAUCCUCUUCGACUAUUUUUAUGGGGUCCAGAGGCAAAGCAAUUGCUAACAGUAAAACAAGAAAAUGAAUUAAUUGGAGAGAUACAGAACUUCAUUAAACUAGUCAAUGUGAAGCAAAACCUUGAGUCUCAAUUUGAUCGUGAGCCUACGUUUGCUGAGUGGGCUGAUGCUGUUGGGUUGAGUUCUAUGGCAUUGCGUUCAGAGGUACUCUCUGGGAAAAGAAGCCGGGAAAAAUUAAUUCAUGCUAACUUACGUAUGGUGGUGUAUAUAGCCAAACAAUACCAGAACCGUGGCCUCCAUCUUAAGGACUUAUUGCAGGAAGGGAGUAUGGGGCUAAUGAAGAGUGUGGAAAAGUUCAAGCCCCAAGCUGGUUGCCGAUUUCCCAGUUAUGCAUAUUGGUGGAUAAGGCAAGCAAUUAGGAAGGCCAUAUUUCAACACUCAAAAACCAUCCGUCUGCCGGAGAAUAUGUACACCCUCCAUGCCAAGGUCUUGGAAGCUAGAAAAUUAUUCAUCCAAGAAGGGCAUCAGCAUCCGACAACAGCAGAGUUGGCACUCCGUUUAGGAAUUACAGUCGAGAAACUACAGAACUUGCUAAUUUUGAUGAGACAUCCACUUUCGAUGCAGCAACCUGUGUGGUCAGAUCAGAGCACCACUUUCCAGGAGGUUACAGCAGAUACUAAGAUUGAAAAGCCUGAUGUGUGUGCGGAAAAACAAUUGAUGAGGAAACAUAUACGUAGUCUACUCUGCACGUUGGCCCCCAGAGAAGAACAAAUAAUCAAGCUGAGGUUUGGCAUUGGAUCUGCAUCUGAAAAACGGAACUCAUUAUCUGAAAUAGGAGCCAAGUUUGGUUUGUCUAAGGAAAGGGUCCGCCAAAUAGAGAGUCGAGCAUUGCAAAAGCUUAAGGAAUCACUCAACAGCCAUGGCCUAAAAGAGUAUACAGAUUUACUCUUGUAAAGCUGUGCAUUCCAUUUCCAUUUCCAUUUCAAUUACAGUAUUUUCACCCGUUAGUUUUCAUGUAAAUUAGAUAUAAUUGAAAUUUAUUAAUAUUAAUACCCAUUUGGGUAAAUGGGUCUUCCUGUAAUUAGAUGAAAGUUCUGUAUCUAAUUCGAUGUUGCAAAAUGUACAUAUUGCGUAGCUAAUCAUUUGAUUUCUGCCUGAAACUUCAAA